Molecule: messenger RNA, 4732 nt
Organism: Gaeumannomyces tritici R3-111a-1
Lineage: Eukaryota; Fungi; Ascomycota; Sordariomycetes; Magnaporthales; Magnaporthaceae
Product: endo-1,3(4)-beta-glucanase 1
Exons: 6
Coding region: 1129-3462 (777 amino acids)
Cellular component (GO): cell surface
Molecular function (GO): glucan endo-1,3-beta-D-glucosidase activity; endo-1,3(4)-beta-glucanase activity
Source: RefSeq, a predicted model, not a curated record
GGGUCUGUUGAGGAUUACGUCCCCCUGUGUGGGGCUUCCAAGCCUUAUUUCGUCACCGCUCGUGGGUGUCGUCGGAACCAGAGCCUGUCUCCAGUCGAUUUUAGAACCCAAUACUCGAAUCCGAACAGUUUGGCUGGAAGUCAUUCUUUCUGCACGGCGACGAAUACGCGCUGCUCUCGGGAAUUAGAAGCAAUCGCCCUCGCGACUUUGCAAAAAAAAAAAAAAAAACGCAGCCUAUUCCCCUGCCCUCAGCGACGGUGUCCCUUCUAUGUCUCGUUGUCACGGAACCAACGCCACUCCCAAAGUGGAAAGCCCGCUGUCGCUUCCUUCUCGUCGCGGAGUUGACAACCACGUCGGCCGCUCUUGCCCCCGAGUCGAAUUGACCGCUGAUCUGUCACACAGUCCUUCUGCUGUGCUUGGCCCGGGACAGCGAAUUCGGGCUGGAGGAAUUCCCAAUUCCCACAACAUAGACCUGAACAUCAACCCAUCUCCUGCCCUCAGACACUCCCACUUUGGCCGUCACCAGAGCCACCUGGAUCUUCAUUCUAAUACCUGUCGCCCUAAAGAAUCCCGUUGUUCUUACUCGGUAUAAUUUUGAUCGCAUUCCUUUGCAGCCCCUACCAGUCUCGCUCCUUGUAGCCCUCCUUGGCAUCCCUCCCGUCCUCUAGUUUCUAGUCGCCUAGCCCUGCUUGGCUUGACUCUGUCUUGGAGCCUCUUCAUUCCACGAUUCAACAGGCAGCUAGCUGCUCGGCUGAACCGGUUCUUAACCACCGCGGCCACCGACAUCGACACGCGCCGCGAGGCACUGCCCCUGAACACACAGGCCCCGACCCGGCCGACUUGCUCUCCAGCAUAGCUCCUUCAGCACAGCCCCUAGUAACAGGUUUACCCGCUCAUAUCACAACGUCCGGUGAGAGCACUAAGAGCAGCUCUGUCGACACCUACCUGCCGACAUCCACAGUUGCUGUGAUAACGCGGCUCGUCGAGGCCGGAAUCGAGCAGAUCGCGCUCAACCCAACCCCUGGGCCUCCCCCUGGAGCGUCUGGCACCGUUAUCACUACUCUUAACACCACGGGUCAAGCCACACAGCCUCGCCUUCUGCCUCCCGUACUAACAACAGGGCCCACCAUGGUCUUCUCGCUCUUCAACAACCAGUCCUUACAACGGCCCGCGAAUCGGGUUGGAUCUAGACCUGAGCCAGAGUCUGAGGCCCCUGAGAGCCAGCCGGACCUUGGAUCACUAUCCAUUGACCCUGAGCCCCAGUUCGGAAAUGCCGGAUCCGAACCUGGGUUCAGCCCUGUGAUGCCAUUCGCUGCUGAACGGGCGGUGUCGUCAAACAUCUUUGCUCAGCCCAUCUCUGGUGGCACGGCGCCACCUGCAUAUUUCAAGCGGCGUCAGGAUCACCCGGUGCCACGAACUGGCAUUGCCUCACCAACACCGCUAGCCACCAACAAGUUCUACGGUAACCUCUACCUUGGAGGUCUCAGGAGCCCGGCCUACCUCCACCCCUAUGCUGUUCACUGGGUCAAGGGAGAAGGGGUUUCUAAAAGCUGGGGCUUGUCGAUCUCGCAUAUCGAUGCCUCACAGAGGGUAUUCGGGCCAAAGGAGCCCAUAACCGGAGCCUCCAAGUUCUUCAUCAACCCCAUUCACAUCGAGUCCAUCAUCCUCUCGGCCGCCAAUCUAGGUUCAACAACAGCCUUGACAAUUGCAGAGAUGACGGCAUUCAGCGCCAUGGCAGAGCUGCGGUCUAACAGCCGGGCGCUGCCCUCGGUUCGGAUCCCUUUGGUUCAGGGCUCUGCCUUCAUCACCGGAAUCUACCAAGGCGCUACACCCGUGAUAGGCACUGGCGUACAUUUCAGGACCAUUACUCGUGCUCUGACGGCGCCAAAGCCUGGGGUUGUCAAGUUCAAGAUAAUUCUCGAGAACGGUGUCACGUGGCUGUUGUACGCCAGAAACACGGCCGGCUCUCCCCUGGAUCUCCAGAUUCGCAACGGCGAGAUGGCGGUAUCGAGGAACGCCUUCCACGGCACGAUCCAGAUCGCCAAAGACCCCGGCCGCAGGGAGGCCAUCUACGACCAAGCCUGCGGUGCCUAUGCCACCUCGACCGAGUUGUCCGGCACAGUCAAGGACACGAUAGGGUCAUAUACGCUCAAGUUCAAGAAACAGGGCUUGACCUCGUCGCCACUGCUCAUGUUCGCAUUGCCGCACAUGGUGGAUUCAUUCAGCAGCGCGACGGCAAAGGGCGUCACUUCGCUACGACUUCAAACCACAACAAAGGGGGUCGGGACGGGCGUGCUGGGGGACUCAUGGACCAUGGAGGAGAAGAGCCUGCCCACUAACAUGGGCUUCCUCCCGUGGCUUCCAGGAAAGGGCGCUCUCGCUAUCUCUUCUAAGGCCAAGGCAGCGAUUCUCCCUGUCGCUCGAAGUGAGAUCGCCCAGGACAUGUCGGCACAGUCAAACCUCGACUCCAUGUACUUCAGCGGGAAGGCACUCGCCAAGUUCGCCACGAUCGUGGUCGCCGUCAACGACAUGCUGGGUGACAAACAGCUUGCUCAGACCGGACUUAAGAAGCUCAAGGACGCGUACGCGCGGUUUGCCGAGAACAGGCAGAAAUUUCCUCUCUUCUACGAGUCGGCAUGGGGCGGCGUGGUUUCGUCCGCCUCGUACGUGACGGGAAACGCGGGUAUGGACUUUGGCAACACGUACUACAACGACCACCACUUCCACUACGGCUACUUUGUGUAUACGGCGGCCGUCAUCGCCAAGCUUGACAGCGCAUGGGGCGCUAAGAACCGUGACUUCGUCAACACGCUAGUGCGUGACUACGCGAACCCGAGCUCCAGAGAUAAGUUCUUCCCGGUCUAUCGCAACUUUGACUGGUUCCACGGCCAUAGCUGGGCCCACGGUCUUUACGAUACACUGGACGGAAACGACCAGGAAUCCAGCUCCGAGGAUGCCAUGUCUGCAUACGCCAUCAAGAUGUGGGGAUCUGCCAUCGGGGACCGUAACAUGGAGGCGAGAGGCAACCUACAGCUUGCGACUCUUGCGCGGUCCUUGAAGUACUACUACCUGUACACGAACGACAACAAGGUGCAGCCGGCAAAUUUCAUCGGCAACAAGGUGGCGGGGAUCCUGUUUGAGAACAAGAUCGACCACACGACCUUCUUUGGGAACAACAUCGAGUACAUACAGGGCAUCCACAUGAUCCCCCUGCUCCCGUUCUCGCCGCUCUGCCGAAGCACUAAGUUUGUGGACGAGGAGUGGAAGGCGUACUUUAGCAAAGGACGCAUCGACUCGGUGCCUGGUGGUUGGAGGGGCAUCUUGAUUGGUAAUCUGGCCCAAAUCGAUGCUAAGAGGGCAUUUGGCUUCUUUUCCGCCAACAGCUUCGACGCUACGCAUCUCGACGGCGGUGCGUCGAGGACAUGGUACAUGGCGUACUCUGCCGCUCUUGGUGGGUUGUAAACUUUUGGGGAAAGCGUUCGGACUGUGGCGCAGUCCCCGGGAUCUGACCUGGAUUGACGGGAUGAAGAAUUGGUUGAGAGAUGACAUUGCCCGGGUAGUGGGUGAGACACUUUUUUUUCACUCCUAAUGUAUGACACGCGCGGGAUAGAUAGCAAGGAGGCAGUGUCAAGACGACCUAGACGAACAACUCAUGAUGCAUGCGCGUGGGGGUAAUACAAUCUCUCCCGCCUCGGGUGCGGGAAAUAGAUGAGGACGAGGCGGCGGCCUCUCGGGCCGGUGAGGAAGUUACUGUGUAAUUCAUUUCACCCGGGCGGCGGCGCUUUGUCGUCGGCCGUGACUCCCCCCCUGAGACAGCUCACUCUGAUAGUCCGACCCCCUGAGAAACGCCCCAGUUCUUGGAACCUGAACCAGCCGAUCAGAAGAAACGCACACAGCCCGGCUCGGGUGGACAGAGACGGCGUCGGAAGAGGGAAAAGCGGGCGGGGAGGGAUGAUCCAAAGGUAAUCAGGUCGAAUGUCGGCGAGGAUGGAGACAGACCAUCGGUUGAGCCAAUGCCUAGCACAACACCGAUGCGGUAUCGCGCUAUGACAGUGGAGUUGGCAUGCAGGGGGUGUUGAUUUGGGGGUCUCUUGCACGCGAGUCGAGUGGCGAUGGUGGUGGUUGUUAUCGGGUCGGGGGGGCAACCAAGGUUUUUUCUUCCUCUCUGCUUGUUGCCAAGACAGACGGGCGCAACGCACCGUUUGCUUGUCCGUCCGUCUCAGCGGGGAGCCUUUUCGAGUUGAGCGAGAGAGUCCGCCCGGGCGGGUUGCAGGAAGAGAAGAAGAAAAGUCCACGGGUGCCCACAAGAUCAGGACCGGUUGCGCAUCAUCACGUUUUGUUUCCUUGGUGGCCGAUCUUGGGGCGAGCACUGCCACCCUAUUUUCUAGGGCUCCCGGGUAGAUCUCGCUUCGUCCGUCCCCUUUUCCCUUGAUCUCCAUCUUUCUAUUUCAUCAGUGGCGCGCGCGAGCGCGAGUUUCAAGAUGCGCCACUCUCUCUCUCCCUUUUGCGCUAGGGUUUGUUGGUGGCGCUAGGGAGAUUGGUUUCAUCGUAUGAGGCAAGGAAGAAAAACAGAAAAAAAAAAAAGAAUCAUGGCAAAAGCGCCGCAACCUCUUUACUCUCUCCCGCUGCGGAAACAAGUUUCAAGGGGAGCUCGGAGGUUGGGUGGGGCACGUGGGUACCUUGGACAGGGGUAGCAACAGUGCACCAUCAACCUAAAAGAUCCCUGUCAGUG